UGGUGGCAUUGCAGCACAGUUCUCGUUUGCAAACUAUUGAAACAGAAUGUAUCCGUUGCAAGGAAAGCGCAUCGUACUUGGACUGCUGGCAUUGUUAAGCUUGCUGUCCUUGGUCGCUGGCUCACCAAUUCAUGGACAUAGAUCAGAGCGCGCUGGACGCACUUAUUCGGAUAUAGCGCGGGUCAUUAACCCACACCCCUAUGCGGCGAUAGGAUCACGCGUCUAUCCGGGACAGCCCUUCUGGUCUGCGGGACGUUAAAAAUAUAAAUAAAAAUUAUUAUAAUUUUAAAAUACGUCGUAAUAUAAUUUUGUUAAAAUAAGUACAAUAAUUUAAGUCAUGAACCAAAUUAAAAUGUGAUGCUCACAAAUCAAUGGCCUAUCAUAA
Molecule: messenger RNA, 385 nt
Organism: Drosophila busckii
Lineage: Eukaryota; Metazoa; Arthropoda; Insecta; Diptera; Drosophilidae
Exons: 1
Coding region: 47-259 (70 amino acids)
Source: RefSeq, a predicted model, not a curated record